Molecule: messenger RNA, 1116 nt
Organism: Neohortaea acidophila
Lineage: Eukaryota; Fungi; Ascomycota; Dothideomycetes; Mycosphaerellales; Teratosphaeriaceae
Product: ribosomal protein L4 domain-containing protein
Exons: 3
Coding region: 1-1116 (371 amino acids)
Biological process (GO): translation
Cellular component (GO): cytosolic large ribosomal subunit; ribosome
Molecular function (GO): RNA binding; structural constituent of ribosome
Source: RefSeq, a predicted model, not a curated record
AUGACGAGCCGACCGACUGUCACCAUCCACGGUGGUGAUGGCGCCCCCACCAAGGACACCCACCCGCUUCCCAGCGUCUUCAAGGCCCCGAUCCGCCCGGACAUUGUGCAGGCUGUCCACGCCGGCAUGGCGAAGAACAAGCGUCAGCCGUAUUCCGUGAGCGAGAAGGCUGGUCACCAAACUAGCGCUGAGUCCUGGGGUACCGGCCGUGCCGUCGCUCGUAUUCCCCGUGUCUCUGGAGGUGGUACCCACCGUGCCGGUCAAGCAGCUUUCGGCAACAUGUGCCGCUCUGGCCGCAUGUUCGCCCCGACCAAGAUCUGGCGCAAGUGGCAUCAGAAGAUCAACCUCAACCAGAAGCGCUUCGCCACUGCUUCUGCCAUCGCCGCUUCCUCCUCCGCCGCCCUGCUCCUCGCCCGUGGCCACCGCGUCUCCUCUGUCGCCGAGGUCCCCCUCGUCAUCUCCAGCACCGUCUUCGGCGCCGCCGCCCUCAUCAAGACCUCCGCCGCGAGCAAACUCCUCGAGGCUGUGGGAGCCAAGGCAGACAUUGACAAGGUCAAGGCGUCGCGGAAGCUGCGUGCCGGCAAGGGCAAGAUGAGGAACCGACGUCACACCCAGCGCCGUGGACCUCUCGUCGUCUACGACGGUGAGAAGGACGGCAAGGACCUCGUGCGCGCCUUCCGCAACCUGUCUGGCGUCGAGACCUGCUCCGUCUACGCCCUCAACCUCCUCCAGCUCGCACCCGGCGGCCACCUCGGCCGCUUCGUCGUCUGGACCUCCAACGCCUUCGCCGCCCUCGACUCCGUGUACGGCAGCACAACCGAGCCCAGCGAGCUCAAGCGCGACUUCCUCCUGCCUUCCAACCUCGUCGCCCAGCCCGAUCUCGCCAAACUCAUCAACAGCUCCGAGGUGCAAAGUGUGCUUCGUCCGACCAAGGGCGGUGCGAUCACGAAGCGCGGCGUGGUGCAGAAGAAGAACCCGCUGCGCAACAAGCAGAUUCUGCUGCGUCUCAACCCGUACGCUGCUGCAUACCACAAGGAAGGGCUGGGGCAUGUCAAGGCGGACACCAAGCCGGUGGAGAAGGAUGCGACGUUUGAGGCGACUCUGAUGGAGAACUAG